This is a messenger RNA of Manis pentadactyla (Chinese pangolin), 2228 nucleotides long. RefSeq names its product EF-hand domain-containing family member C2-like. NCBI's taxonomy places the organism in Eukaryota, Metazoa, Chordata, Mammalia, Pholidota, Manidae. Gene Ontology annotation, cellular component: microtubule. The transcript has 2 exons. The coding region runs from base 1 to 2055 and encodes 684 amino acids. Gene Ontology annotation, biological process: regulation of neuron projection development. The record is from RefSeq and is a predicted model, not a curated record.
AUGGAGGAUGAAGAAGAAAAGAAGAAAAAGAUGGUAGUUUUCCUCCCAAUGUGGAAUGACAGCACAAGGACUCUUAUGUCAAACACUGGCUUGAGGAUCACACAGUCCCCAUUUCAAGCUGGGCAAAAUCAAGAAACACUCAAGGUAGGAAAGGAGAAGUUCCACAAAUCUCAACACUGGGGUUUUUGCAACAAUGUUAGGAUGCUGGUGAGUGAAGAUAAGCCUGGAAUAGGGGGAGAACUGCUACUUGGACAAAAGGUGAAGCCUAAAUACAGUGCAUUUCCUAGAGGAACAGCAACCAAUGUGCCAUCCUGGGUAGCUUUUGAUAAGCAGGUAUUAUCUUUUGAUGCCUAUGUAGAAGAUGAAGUACCUGAUAUGAGUGAAGAAAAAUAUAGAAUAAGACACUAUAAAAUCUACUUCUACCCUGAAGAUGACACCAUUCAAGUAAAUGAACGAGAGUUGAAAAAUAGUGGACUGCCUCAAGGGACUUCAAUCCGGUGUCAUCGGAUUUCUCUCCCACCUCCUGAUGAGGAUCAGUUUUAUACUGUCUAUCAUUUUAAUAUCAACAUAGACAUUGUCUUUUAUGGCCGGACAUUUAAGAUUUAUGACUGUGAUACGUUCACAAAAAACUUCUUGAAGAAAAUAGGGGUCAAAUUAAAUCCCCCAGGACAGUGUCCAGAAGAUCCUUACGUGAAGACACGGAGAAAGAUGCUAGAGUGCAUGAAGCCCUUACGUCCCUAUGAGUCCUUUUAUACUCUGAAACAGUUCCUUGAGUAUGAUAGGAAGGUUUUGCGUUUCUUCUGCCUGUGGGAUGACUCAGCCUCAUUGCUUGGGGAAUGUAGAGAACUCAUCCUGCAUUACUUUCUGUCUGAUGACACUAUUGAAAUCAAAGAAGUUUUGCCAGACAACUCAGGUCGGCAUGCUGUGCCAUUCUUCCUCCAGAGGAGAAAGCUACCCAAGUAUGGCCCACCUGGAGUCUAUCAACCAGGCGACGUAACAGACCAAAUAGUUCUCAAUUUGUGUCGUGGCUCGGUAGAGAACCGAGCGCAUAGCUGCUGCCUUUUGGAAAGACACAAGGCAGGAAAAUUAGACCAAGACUUUUACAAAGAUAGUGACCUGUCCAUAGGAACCAUCAUCAAUGUGUGGGGAAGAAAAGUGCUCCUUUGUGACUGUGAUGAAUUUACAAAGACGUAUUAUAAGACUAAAUAUGGAAUUGAGAACUUUACCUCCAUUCCAUGUAAGGCUCCACCUCCUCUGAAAAUAGAAAGGAAAUUUCCACCUUAUACCAACUUUGGUUCUGAAGAGGAUUCUCUCCGCUCCUGCAUAGCUCUCAUGCCCACACCUCAUACAAAGAUCAGAAAGUUCAUGGAAAAAGACAGAAAUGUCAACAUAAGCAGUACACUCCGGUUUUUCGCUAAACUGUUCACAUACAAAUGUGCCGACGUGGACAGGAUGUUUGUUAUUUCAUAUUUUCUCAGCGAUGACACAGUUUCAGUGUUUGAACCUAUAGAGAAGAAUUCAGGGAUUACUGGUGGGAAGUUCUUGAAAAGGAGUCGUGUUAAGAAGCCUGGACAAGAAAUCUUUAAAAGUGAACUAUCAGAGUAUAUCAAGGCCGAGGAGCUGUAUGUUGGAGCUAAAGUGAAUUUAAAUGGCUACCUAUUUCUUCUGCUCAAUGCUGAUGAAUAUACCUUCAACUACAUGGAAAAGCAUUCAGAUAAGUUUCCUAAGAGCAGCAUCAAACUUGCCCUACAAAAGCUCAAAGAAGAACCCAAGUCCAGAGAGCUCAAGAAGCUGUUUGUAGCUGCUGACUAUAGGCACGCAAAGAUGGUGGAUUAUAAUACGUUCAGGUUUGAAGACAGUGAAGAACAAAUAAAUUAUGAGUCAUUUUUCUGUGCCCUGAACUGGAGAAUACAUCCAAUGCCCGCAUUGGAAGCAGUGUCAUAUGAUAAAGAGAAAUGUGAAGAUGUGUGGCUCGGGAUGCCGUCACCUAUUCCUGUGAAAUACAUUAACUAUUUAAACCUUUUUAAGGACAUGUUUGGCUUAGAGGAGGAGUAACUGUGCCAGUUUCGGUCAACUUUGAUUCCCUUCCUAACUUUGCCAACUUUAUUUCAGUAGAUAAAAUUUCCUUAAAACAAAAAGAAGCAAGGUUCAUGUAGACCAAAAUUAAUCUCCUUUUGUCACUUAAUUUUUUCAGAACAUCAUACUGCUGAUAUACCUGCACUAUUAAA